Ictalurus furcatus (blue catfish) is the source of this 9111-nucleotide messenger RNA. RefSeq names its product HECT, C2 and WW domain containing E3 ubiquitin protein ligase 2b (gene hecw2b). NCBI's taxonomy places the organism in Eukaryota, Metazoa, Chordata, Actinopteri, Siluriformes, Ictaluridae. The coding region runs from base 3421 to 7722 and encodes 1433 amino acids. Gene Ontology annotation, molecular function: protein binding; ubiquitin-protein transferase activity. The transcript has 30 exons. Gene Ontology annotation, biological process: regulation of dendrite morphogenesis. The record is from RefSeq and is a predicted model, not a curated record.
CAGUGGUGAUUAGUUAUUGGGAACAGAAGUGAUCAGUGAUUGUUGGGAGCAGUGGUGAUUAGUUAUUGGAAACUGGUGAGCAGUGAUUGGUCAUUGGGAACAGUGGUGAUCAGUGAUUGGUCAUUUUUGAACAGCGGUGAUCAGUGAUUGUUGGGAGCAGUGGUGAUUUAGUUAUUGGGAACAGUGGUGAUCAGUGAUUGGUCAUUUUUGAACAGUGGUGAUCAGUGAUUGUUGGUAACAGUGGUGAUCAGUGAUUGGUCAUUUUUGAACAGCGGUGAUCAGUGAUUGUUGGGAGCAGUGGUGAUUUAGUUAUUGGGAACAGUGGUGAUCAGUGAUUGGUCAUGUUUGAACAGUGGUGAUCAGUGAUUGUUGGGAACAGUGGUGAUAGGCUAAGUGGUGGCUAAGGGGUGAUUAGUGCUUUCAAAAAGUCCAACAAGUAUUCUAGUAUUUUCCCAACUUAAAUAAGCAGAGACUAAAGAUUUUGGCUUGUGCAUUUAUCAUGCAGUAAUGACACACUCUUCCUGUUACACCUAAAACACAUUCUGUCCAGUUCUGCACUGUAGAUACUUCUAUCCUUCUGUCCUAAUGCCAUUAGAAAGAUGGAGCUGAUAUCAGGUUCUUCUCUGCCAGAUUCUCGGAGGUGUGGAUGAGAGUGAUGCAGGUUCAUUGAGUGUGCGUUCCAUCACUUCAGCCCUGCUAAUGCGAGCGGAGCUCUGGUUUCAUCUAAGAGAUGACCUCAUGCACACUUCUCGGCACUUCCUGUCUGGGGCGCCCAUUACCGCUGACGCCGUUUGUCGAGGCGGAUCGUAAACAGUGAAAGCCUGCGAUCGAAUUCACGGUCUUCGCCUGGAGUUUAGGCUUUGCUGAAUCGGUUAAGCGGGUGCACCUCUAACUCAAAAGUGCCACUGUAGCUAUAGUGUAAUUUAAGGGAUAGCAUAAGCGGUUGCUGGCUAACCGGCUGAUUAAGAAAAGGUAACGGAUGUUUUUGAGAUAUUACACAUGCAGUUCACAUGUGAUUAAAUAUCCUAAAGGGGAAAUUUCAAACAGAUAGAACUGAUCAAGCAAUUUUGUCAGUUACCGAUUUGACAAUAAUACCUAAAUACGUGCGGAAAUGUGUAAUAUAAGCAAAGGCGGUGUAGCGGUAGGAGCUAUUGUAUCUGUGUGUAGGGAAGGAGAUGAAGUCAGUUGGGUGGUACCACAGGAAGUGACGUGACAGCUUUUCUGUAAAUCCGUUGAGUAAUCCAUAACUGAACGUUCCAUUCCACACGAUAAGCGAAGGGUCUGUUGCGCUUCACUUAUGAGGGGAAAAUUGGCUAAAUAUGCCGCCUGGUCGCUCCACUGAUCUGUUUAAGGAGUAGACAUAGUUCACAGUUCGAAACCUGAAUGGGAGAAUCGAGAGUCCAGUCAAGAGCACUUGGAGGAAAGGGGGCGGGGCUUUCAAACGGUGCCAGUUAAUACUCGUUAUGAUCUAUUUAACAGUUUUAUUUAGGAUUAGGAGAAGAAGAGAAGUUCGAGACUUCUUGGUGUACUGACGAGCAGGCAACUAAAUAUCGAUGGGUUUUCUUUUUAAAUGCGUUACGACGCACGAGAAAGCAUUUUACCGUAAUAUGGAAAUCUAAUAUCCAGACAUGACUGCAGGUUUGUUUUUGUUUUCCUCACCGUGUAGUCGCGUGUUAAUCACGCAUCCGGAAACGGUAGCGUUUUAACGGGUGCUCGAGUUUCCUGUAAGAUCGCAGCCCCACAUCGACGUGAUUUUUUUUUUUUUUAGAGCGUGCUCUCGGGAGCCGAAAGAAGAAUCCGUCCCCUCGUCUCGGGUUCUCGGCGCUCUCGGAUAAAGACGCGGUUUAUACGCCGUAAAGCUGUUUUAUCGGGUCGCCCGUGUCGGGUGUCGCAGGAAGAUGCUGCCGUUCCUCCUCUCGACAUUUCACAGAGCGCAGAGCUGCUUUCGUCGUUUGCCAUCUGUUCAGAUGUCUGUGAAUACACGCUGUCCUCAACGGCAGUCUUAAGAAGACGCUGGGAAAACGUCAUUUCUCCGCCGCUCUUUCUCCAGCGCAGGACGGAGUUUUACUCACCUGUCUGCUUUCUUCGCUCCUCCUCGUGAUCACCGCCUCUUGUUAAAAUAGGAACGCUCGGUGCUUGUGAAUUUACAGCACGCGUCACGCGGACCGAAGAAAAAUAUCCCGUGUCCGUGGAGCCGAGACGAGGCCUUACUACGAUUGGCUGAGACCGACAAGACCAUGGUUUAGUGUUUGUAGUUAACCAGUAUAAACUAGUACAACAUGCUAAUCUAAGCCGGUUUUCUGUCACCAGACGCGGCCGUGCCUUCUGCUCUCCCUCACGCCUGCUUUCCUUACACUUGUAAUCUUUUCCGCCUUGUCCAUCUGUGCGCGUGUAUUAUUCUGCUUUAGUUAUGAAAUAAACUCGUCUCGUAUCUUUUUGCUUCCCUAACUGUUAUGUAUUCCGUCAAAUAAACCAGGACCAAACGGCCGGAAAAGCUGAGGUGUAAGCAGGAUGUUUGGGCGAGUCGUGUUCUGCCGUGCCUCACCGUCCUUCCCAACAGCUCAGGCAGAGGAAGCUAAUUUAGGAUCCUCCGAGGAAAAUCAUGCUUAUCGACACUUUUUUUUUUUUCUUUUUAGAAAGCAGGGCUGAGAAAGAGAGAGAGAGAGAGAGAGAGGGUGAGGAAGGGUAUAAUGUGAUGGAGGAUUCCAGAGGCCAAGUCGGGCAGAAGAGUCUGUACAAGUGAUGACGUGAAGGUGUGUUUUGGGAUGGAUGGACAGAUGGAGAAACAGACAGACGUGCAGACAGAUCAGAACAGGAUGUCUACACCAAGUAUCUGCUUAUAUGUGUGACUUUGAGGCCACGACGUGGACCACGAGGACCUUAACUGAUCAGGUUGACCAACUUGUCUCGUCACUUCCUUUCUUGACUCGGUGGUUUGUCGCGGAACCUUUAACAGAUUGGACAGAAAAUGACAUCAGGACAGUUCCUGGAGCUUGUCCUAUCCGUUGGUUCUGAUGUUUCAUGAAGCUGCUGAAUAUGGCUGAACUCUGAGGAUCUACAUUUGCACUAGCAGCCCUCUGAAUGGGGGUUCAGUAAGUCCCCAUGUCUCUGUCUGAGUGAAUGUUCCCUUUCAAAUGCUGUGAGGUCAAAGGAAAAAGCGGAGGCCACUUGGUGUUGUGGACGCCGCCUGUAGAGACAGUAGAGGACUAAGAGGGUUUGUUGGCCCUCGUCGGGUCACAUCCCAGUUCUCUCCUCACUUCCCUCAGGCCGUUUAGGCCUUUCUUUCUUCAUCCCGUUGUUCACCCAGCUUCCACCAUUCGCCCCUCGCUGGCCACAGCUGUCCUCCCUCCCCGUUCCCGCCCCCAUCAGCCCAUCCCUUCUCCUCACCCUACCCCAAGCCACCCCACCCCUCACCCCUCCAUGGCCACCAGCACAGCGCGAGAGCACCUUCUGGUGGUGCGGAGGCGCAGCCCGCACAUGCGAUACACACUGGGACCGGAAAACCUGCGCAGUAAUGGCAGCGGUGGAACAUCCAGAGGAGGUGCUGCAACCGAGAUGAUGGGCCUACAACGGGCCAACAGUGAUACGGAUCUGGUCACGUCAGACAGCCGCUCCUCCCUUACUGCCUCCACCUAUCAGUUCACCUUGGGAAGAGGACAGAACCUCGUCAUCUCCUGGGACAUCAAGGAGGAGGUGGAUGCCACAGACUGGAUCGGGCUCUACCACAUUGACGAGACGUGUCUGGCUAACGUGUGGGACUCAAAGAACCGCGGCGUCAAUGGCACACAGAGGGGACAGAUCGUCUGGAGACUGGAGCCCGGGCCGUAUUUCAUGGAGCCGGAGACCAAAAUCUGCUUCAAAUAUUACCACGGAGUGAGUGGAGCCUUAAGAGCGAUGACGCCCUGCAUCACUGUAAAGAACCCUGGUGUCCUGGCUGGACCAGGACAAGUGGACGGCCAGUCUGUGACGGAACAUUGUCGGAAACUCGUCAGCUUCACGUUAUCAGAUAUCAGAGCUCAGGGCCUAAAGAAAGGCAUGUUCUUCAAUCCGGACCCGUAUCUGAAGAUGAGCAUCCAGCCUGGAAAACGCAGCGGCUUCCCUGCCUUCACACACCACGGCCAAGAGAGACGAGCCUCCAUCAUCUCCAACACCACCAACCCUGUGUGGCACGGAGAGAAGUACACCUUCGUCGCGCUCAUGACGGAUGUUCUGGAGAUCGUGGUGAAGGACAAAUUUGCAAAGAGUCGGCCAAUCAUCAAGCGCUUUUUGGGUCAGCUGACGAUACCUGUGCAGAGGCUUCUGGAGAGGCAUGCAGCAGGGGAUCAGCCUGUAAGCUAUACUUUGUGUCGCCGUUUGCCUACGGACCACGUGAGCGGUCAACUUCAGUUCAGAGUGGAGAUCACAUCUACUGGACACGAGGAUGUUAUGGGCUCGCUCUUGGGUGCCUCAUCUGUGAACGGAGACCCAGGCAGCCCUUCUGAUGACGAGGACGUGGUCCCUCCAUCCUCCCGCAUCCCCAGGGCUGCGUCUCCAACCGGCUCUGAGGGAUCUCUCCACAACGAGGCCUUUAGGACUGACGAAGGUCCGUCGGAAGUUGAGGAAGAGCGCAGUCAUAGGGAUGUAGUCGUCAGUUCGGGACACGCCCAAAGGCAGACCUCUCGCAACGAUUAUCUGGACACCAUCGAGGCUCCGGAUGGCCCCGGAGAUCGGCCCCUGGGAGCGGCGUCGCCCAAACUGCGGUCCAGCUUCCCCACUGACACGCGGCUCAACGCCAUGCUGCACAUCGACUCAGAUGAUGAUGAGGAAGCACACGUCUGUCAGGGGAUGGCCAACGGAGUAGCGUCUGAACAGGAGCAGAGGGAGGGGUCUAAAACAGAAGGGGAGGGGAGUCCCACCAGUAGUGAAGAAGCAGCAGCAUCACAGUCGAGUCGCAGCACUGCGAAGAGCCAAAAUGGUGGAGCGGAAGUGAGCCAAGAGGGAGCGGCUAGUGCAUCAGCCCUGCCCCUGCCCCAGCCCCGGCCUGCAUCCCUGAAUCCACCAGCUCAAGAUAAAGAUGCAGCCAAAGAGGGCGUGAGCGAGGAGGUCAUUGUAGCGAACGAAGCCUCCGUUUCCGAAGCCUCCUCUGGUGUAACUAGCGCAGUGGGCGGAGCUUCCGCAGCUGGCCAAUCAGAGCCCGGUGUCUCUCAGGAACAGCCUAACGAAGCCAACGGGCAGGAGGAGGGCGAGGUGUGGAGGAGAAGGCAGAGCUUGCUAGCGUCAGUGGAGGAGUCACAGGCAGAGGGGGCGGAGUCAUCAGGACGACGGAGAACUGAUUCGGCGGAAACGGACGGCGAGUCGGGAGCCAGCGCUCAGGUGAACGGUCAUCAGACUGCACGCUCUCUUCCAGCCGUACGUCACGACAUCAGCCGCUACCAGAGAGUGGACGAACCGCUGCCACCAAACUGGGAGGCCCGCAUCGACAGCCACGGGAGAAUCUUUUACGUAGAUCACGUGAAUAGGACCACCACCUGGCAGCGACCCACAGCUCCGGCUGCUCCUCAGGUCCUGCAGAGAUCCAAUUCCAUCCAGCAGAUGGAGCAGUUGAACCGACGGUAUCAGAGUAUCCGGAGAACAAUGACCAACGAGCGCACAGAGGAGCAGGCGGCUGAGAUGCCCUCGGAGGACACAGACCUGAUGCAGCACACCAUUCCUGAGUACCGCAGGGACGUAGCGGUAGGAGCUGCUAACUAUUGCUCACGCCUCUCGUUGCUGCUCCAGUCACCCAGCGCCAAAUUUCUCACCAGCCCCGACUUCUUCGGCGUGCUCCACUCCAACCCCAGUGCCUACCGCAUGUUUACGAGUAACACGUGUCUGAAGCACAUGAUCAGCAAGGUGCGGCGUGACACGCAUCACUUCGAACGCUACCAGCACAACCGCGACCUGGUGACCUUCCUCAACUUGUUCGCCAACAAGCAGCUGGAGCUGCCGCGCGGCUGGGAAAUGAAACACGACCACACCGGCAAGCCGUUUUUCGUGGACCACAACUGCCGCGCCACCACCUUCAUAGACCCGCGGUUGCCUCUGCAAAGCGCUCGGCCCAGCGGCCUGCUCGCCCACCGCCAGCACCUGAGCCGCCAGCGCAGCCACAGUGCUGGAGAGGUGGGUGAUGAGCCACGUCACGCCGGGCCCCCUGUCCUACCCCGGCCGUCUAACACCUUCAGCGCUGCCGGUCGCAAUCAGUGCCAGGAUCUCGUACCUGUCGCCUACAACGAUAAGAUUGUGGCCUUUUUAAGGCAGCCGAACAUCUUUGAGAUCCUGCAGGAGAGACAGCCCGAGUUCAAUAGGAAUCACUCACUCAGGGAGAAGGUGCAGUUUAUCCGAAACGAGGGCACGGCCGGCUUGGUGCGUCUCUCCAGCGAUGCAGAUUUGGUCAUUUUGCUGAGCCUGUUUGAAGAGGAAGUGAUGUCGUACGUGCCCCCCCAUGCCUUAUUACACCCCAGCUACUGUCAGUCUCCACGGGGUUCUCCGGUUUCCUCCCCGCAGAACUCGCCUGGCACACAACGAGCCAACGCACGCGCUCCUGCGCCGUACAAGCGAGACUUCGAGGCCAAACUCCGCAAUUUCUACCGCAAGCUCGAGACCAAGGGCUACGGCCAGGGGCCGGGGAAAGUCAAACUGAUCAUGCGCCGAGACCACUUGCUGGAAGACGCGUUCAACCAGAUCAUGUGCUACUCCAGGAAGGACUUGCAGCGAAGUAAACUUUACGUCAGCUUUGUCGGAGAGGAGGGGCUGGAUUACAGCGGCCCUUCCAGAGAGUUCUUUUUCCUGGUGUCGCGCGAGCUCUUUAACCCCUACUACGGCCUGUUCGAGUACUCGGCCAACGACACCUACACUGUCCAGAUCAGCCCCAUGUCCGCCUUCGUCGACAAUCAUCAUGAAUGGUUUCGAUUCAGUGGCCGCAUCCUCGGCCUGGCUCUUAUCCAUCAGUACCUGCUCGAUGCCUUUUUCACGCGACCUUUCUACAAGGGUCUACUGCGCAUUCCAUGCGAUCUCAGUGAUUUAGAGUACCUGGACGAGGAAUUUCACCAGAGCUUGCAGUGGAUGAAGGACAACGACAUCGAGGACAUGCUGGACCUCACGUUCACCGUUAACGAGGAAGUGUUCGGACAGAUCACCGAGCGAGAGCUGAAGCCUGGCGGCGCCAACAUCCCUGUUUCAGAGAAGAACAAGAAGGAGUACAUCGAGCGCAUGGUGAAGUGGCGGAUCGAGAGAGGGGUUGUUCAGCAGACCGAGAGCUUGGUGCGAGGCUUCUACGAGGUGGUAGACGCUCGGCUCGUGUCCGUGUUCGACGCCCGGGAGCUGGAGCUGGUGAUCGCUGGCACGGCAGAGAUCGAUCUGAGUGACUGGAGGAACAACACUGAAUAUCGAGGAGGUUACCAUGACAACCACAUUGUAAUCCGCUGGUUCUGGGCAGCGGUGGAGAGAUUCAAUAAUGAACAGAGGCUGAGGUUGCUUCAGUUUGUAACGGGGACCUCCAGCAUUCCCUACGAAGGUUUCGCCUCACUCAGGGGUAGCAACGGCCCUCGCCGCUUCUGCGUGGAGAAGUGGGGCAAGAUCUCAUCAUUACCCAGGGCUCACACGUGCUUUAAUCGUCUCGACCUGCCGCCGUACCCCUCGUUCUCCAUGCUGUACGAGAAGAUGCUGACCGCGGUAGAGGAGACCAGCACUUUCGGUUUGGAGUGAACUUUGACCCCCCCACCCCCGGCGUCUGCGCGAUUCUUCAGGAGCUGUCAGCUAAACGCGUUUUGUUUUUUCUUAUCCGUUUCCGUGCACCAAUCAGCGACGAGCAGAGCGAAUCCUCACAGGCAGUUGGGAGCGAGAGCAGAGCGCGCACCUGGGAUUAAAAUGAUCGGGUUGGACGGGAAGACCAGAAAGGUCGUCGGUUCAAAUCUCAAGACGGCAGCAGUCGAGAGUCCUUUUUGAAUGCUUUUUUUGUCUGGGAAAACGCCGUAAACGCUCGGACGUCGUCUCGGGAAUCCGACUUUUCACCCUUUUGUUACCCAAGAGACCCUUCUGCAAAAAAAACUUUUUAUAAUCAGCCACAACGAUGACACAUUUCCAUAUAUAUAUAUAUAUAUAUAUAUAUCAGCGCUUUCUUAUAUCAACACACACACGCGCGCUCAAUCUCAAUGCACCGUUUGAAAUGUAUACACAUGAACAUAUUUCGAUAUUGUUAAAUAUGUUUAUACGUGCUCUGUGCUGCCUCCUACGGGGCAGAGUGCGGUAAAUCUCGAGACACGAACCUCUCGGGUUUCCUCGAGUAUAUGUGUUGCACAGAGAAACGGAGUAGGAACAUGCGUCCGAUCCUGCUCCGUCUGACCGAAUCUGAAGGAGGAGUCAAAUCAGACUUCGACGAGCGAGUUCCUACGGAUUCUUCUCUACACUGCCGUCGUACGCUCGCAGUUCUAUCCGAAUGUUUUUUUGCGGGGGGGGGUAAAACACAGUCGUCUGUAAAAAUCGGCUGGAACGAAUUAUCAUCAUCAUCAUCAUCAUCAUCGGUUCAAUCCAGUCCAGGCUUUUCUCAUACUAUUCUAUUGAUUUAUGCUAUUUCAGUUGCACUGAAUGUACCAAAGGUUCAGGGAUUGGCGUGGGCCGUCCUGAAAUUCCUUACACCCCACCCCAGCCCCCCACCCCUCCUUCCUUGACUUCUUUUUCAUAGUGCUCUUGUCAGUUUUUGCACUCAUCUGAAAGUAAAAAGAAAACGUUGAUUACGUUGUGGCUUCCGUGUGUCUUAUUUUCCCAAACCGAAACAGGACGAAGGCUUCGAGGAUUCGGACCGAGACCACUUUGCCGGACGUCUCACGAUGGGACUCGGAAGCACGAGUCGACACUUGACUUAGAAACCACCGACAACCCUAUUUUUUUUUCUUUCCUAAAUUCUAUUUAUUACCCACAGUGUGCUCAUCCCAUAAAAACGUAAACGAGUCUAAUUUAUAUCCGCGUCCACGGGUCUGCCAAGCGUUUAAACACAAACCAGAAGUGCAAAGCUGAAAUACCUGAGAUUUAACCAUUCUAUAAUGCAUACAAAUGUCUUAAAGUGUAUUUAAUUUCUCUCAUUUGACCUCUACCUGU